This is a messenger RNA of Clupea harengus (Atlantic herring), 3250 nucleotides long. RefSeq names its product myosin light chain kinase 2 (gene mylk2). NCBI's taxonomy places the organism in Eukaryota, Metazoa, Chordata, Actinopteri, Clupeiformes, Clupeidae. Gene Ontology annotation, biological process: positive regulation of apoptotic process; protein phosphorylation; intracellular signal transduction. The record is from RefSeq and is a predicted model, not a curated record. Gene Ontology annotation, molecular function: protein serine/threonine kinase activity; ATP binding. Gene Ontology annotation, cellular component: nucleus.
AUUUCUGGUGCACUGGCCACUGCACUGGCAGAUAAAGGUGGAAUCUAAGCUUGACUGUUCCUGUUCAGUCCAGAGAGGACAUAUGCAGUUCAUUCUCUGUGCCCAGGCCUUUGCUAUGAAGAAAAGGUUGAUCUUUUCCUCUGGCUGCUCACCAGUAUCCGGUAUGGAAUCCAAACAUUUAAUGGUUGUCUUUGGAUGGCAGGACUUAAUUUAUUUCCAUGAGAUUUCAUGUUAAACUUAAGUGCGUGCUUCGAGCAUCAUUUUAAACUAGUUUGUACUGAUCCAACUUUAAUAUACAAGCGGAAAAUCAACCCUGCAACAGGCUUAAACCGUCUCGAUGGAUAAGAAGCAGCCCGCUGCUCCUGCAUAUCCAUGGCGGUGUGCAACUGCAGGAGUAAUGGGCUCAGGGCGGUGUACAGCCACCCAGCCAGCUGACUCAGGAAACCUGAAGACUCGGGUGAAUAAUAUGGAGGGUAAACCCAAUGAGCCGUUGUCUCAGCCAAGCGGGCCCUGUGUUAUGUGCAUGACAUGCAGCAAACACACAAACCAGCAAGAGGCCAUGGCCAGCAUGCUCUCUACUCAAGCUAGAGUCCUAGACUCACUUCAGAAGAAUGUUCUGGAGAUUCAGAGGACCUUGGAGAGUCUAAUGCGAGGCAUGGAGGAGAGGGGCUUGCAGACUAUUACCGAAAAAUUGUCUUUACCUGUGGGGCUCCAACAAAGGAGAAAGUCACUUCCAAUGAGGAUGUUGGUGGAUGAAGUUUAUGUGCAGCUUGAUGCCAACACACAUGAACAGAGUGUCUUGACUGGCCCUCUUAGGGAUAUUGAUUCUAACAGUCCAGACAUAAGUGGUCAUAAGGAAGCAAAAAUGGCUGCUGUGCCCAAGACAAAACAGGAGAGAGGACUUCAGUCACCAGACAGAAGUGUUGUAACAGUUGUCUCUGUGAAGCAAAUUGGGCCUUCCACCUCAUGUCUGCAGGCCAGCCUAAUGUCAAAGAAUGCAAUUUCAGAAGGAAGAACCGUCACAACAACAUCUACAUUAAAGACAACAGUGGCCAGUUCUUCACGACCCAUAGACUGCCCUGGUGCCAAACAGCAGAGCGCUUCAGUGUCUCCAGGCAGCUCUGAAACAAAACCUGGGCUGGCCACCAAGGAUUCACCACGCCAGCCACAGACGGGUAGUGUGGGGGCCGGGACAGAGACUACUGCAGCGAAGGCUGAUCUGGGUCAGAGCAUACUGCAAAGUUCAAAGCCAGCACCGGAGCCUGCUGCUAAAUUCCCACCCCCUCCGAUGAAGAUGAGAGACCCAUGCACUGGGAAACCUGUUGCAGCUCCAGCUAAUGAAGACACCAGCGUGGGCAAACAGAUCAAAGUUAGCCCUGCCCAACCCACAAUCGGUGUCAAGUCACCCCCUAAAACCUUCGCAAAAGGGACAGAAAAAGAGACAGUGUCUCCGUUGAGUCUUGCUCCUCCCAAGGAAACACAUCUGGCUGUUCCGUCAUUAACAACAGAUGUGUCGUCCCUCAGACAUGUACAAAGCUGUCCAGAAUCCUUGCAAAGAUUACAGAGUUUGCCACCAAAAGCUGACCCUGUGCCCAAUAAGCUGCCACUGCUGCUGAAGACUAUUUCUACAGCAACAGCUGCAGGAGCUGUCUGCACUCCUGCAGCUAAAGUCCCAGCCAGUGGCAUACAGAUCAGAGUGAGUCCAGCUGUUGACGAAAAGACCACCGCAACAAGAACUCUAUCACCCCCCAAAACAGCACUGAAAGUCAUAGAUGAUAUUCCUCCUCAGCCUGCCCCCUUCUCCCACCGGUUUGUUGCUUUGAAACUCAGUCCUCCAUUUGAGUACUUCUCUGUCCACACCAAAGAAGUCCUGGGCGGUGGACGAUUUGGCAAAGUGCAUAAAUGUACAGAAAAUGCCACUGGCCUGAGGCUAGCCGCCAAGAUCAUCAGCACACGAACUGCCAAAGAAAAGGAAAUGGCUAUGAAUGAGAUGCAAGUGAUGAACCAGCUAAGUCAUGCUAACAUCCUACAGUUGUAUGCAGCGUUUGAGGUUAAAAACCAGGUCAUCCUCAUAGUUGAAUAUGUUGAGGGUGGGGAAUUGUUUGAGAGGAUUGUGGAUGAGAGUUCACCGCUGACUGAGGUGGAUGCAAUGGUGUUUGUGAGACAAAUCUGUGAAGGUGUCCAAUACAUGCAUCAGAUGUAUGUUCUCCACCUUGACCUCAAGCCAGAGAAUAUCCUUUGUGUGAAUCGCACGGGUCAUCAAGUGAAGAUUAUUGACUUUGGGCUGGCCAGGAGGUACAAGCCUCGGGAGAAGCUCCGUGUAUCAUUUGGGACACCGGAAUUUCUGGCCCCAGAGGUCGUGAACUUUGAUUUCGUCUCCUUUCCCACAGAUAUGUGGACUCUAGGAGUUAUCACCUACAUGCUUGUCAGUGGUCUGUCCCCUUUCCUGGGUGAUGAUGACACACAGACCCUUAACAAUGUGGUCAUGGCCAACUGGUACUUUGAUGAGGAUGCGUUUGAGCACAUUUCCGCAGAAGCGAAAGACUUCAUAUCCAACCUACUCAUCAAAGAGAGAAGCGGGCGAUUCAGUGCGGCCUCGUGUCUCAAACACCCAUGGCUCAACAACAUUUCAGAGAAAGCAAAGUGCAGCAACAUUGUUCUGAAGUCGCAAGUUUUGUUGAAGAAAUACAUGGCCAGAAGGAUGUGGAAGAAAAACUACAUAGCUAUUGCAGCAGCCAACAGGUUUAAGAAGAUUGCCAGUUCAGGAUCUCUAACAUCCCUAGGGAUCUGAUUUCACCCUGAUAUGUUUCAUGAAGAUUGCACUUUUGAGUGGAGGCACGCAGUGAAGGCCUAAGUCCCUUCUGGUUUUUUUCUGCAGUCAUUGUCAAGAACAAGUGGCAGUUAUUUUAAGAAUAUUUCUAGGCCUAGAAAAGUAUGCAUGUUGUGAUAAUUUUAGUAGUCAGGUAAUAGUACUCAUAGUGUUUGAAAAGAUAGCCGAUGUGUCAAUCAUUUUUAUCUUUCAUAUCGUUUUUCGGUAGGCCCAGUUUUACAACAAAUGGUGUUCAAUGUAUAUGUCCAAAAUAUAAAAAGCAAAUUCCUGUUGUAAUGUAUUUUCUUAAUACCCUCAACAGCUCCCUAUGUUAACAAUUAUGCAUUGUAACUAUUUUUUGUUUCUUUAUGAUUUUGUGAAUUUUCUGGGUGUUACUGUUGUCAAUCAGUAAGCUAAUCAAUAAAUACCUUUGUGCCUCUA